Chenopodium quinoa (quinoa) is the source of this 4240-nucleotide messenger RNA. RefSeq names its product RNA-dependent RNA polymerase 6-like. The transcript is spliced from 3 exons. Gene Ontology annotation, cellular component: nuclear RNA-directed RNA polymerase complex. Lineage: Eukaryota; Viridiplantae; Streptophyta; Magnoliopsida; Caryophyllales; Amaranthaceae. The coding region runs from base 255 to 3878 and encodes 1207 amino acids. The record is from RefSeq and is a predicted model, not a curated record. Gene Ontology annotation, biological process: siRNA processing. Gene Ontology annotation, molecular function: RNA-directed RNA polymerase activity.
UGACUUGGACAUACAAUGUCUUUUUCUAAUUCUCUCUCACUUGGUCUCUCUCAUCACACUCACUUAAAAACUUCCAUGCGAAGGAAAUGACUAAGACCAAAUACUGUGAAACAUUCUCAAAUUCACAACAAAGUUUCGCCCUUUUUCGGCGAUUUUCCUUCUCCAUUCUAUCUCCUCAAUGAAACCCUAUUUCUUAAGCAUUGUAUUUUGAUCAACUCUAAUUACCAGGGGAAAAAGUCUGUUAUUUGGGCAAAAUGGGAUCAGAAAAUACUGAAAAAGGUUCAGUGGUUACUCAACUCAGUUUUGGUGGGUUUGAUAAUGACGUCACUGCCAAAAUGUUUGCGGAUUACAUCGAGAAUGAAAUGGGGGUACAAGUUUGGAGGUGUAGAUUGAAGAAGUCUUGGACUCCUCCAGAGUCAUAUCCAGACUUCCAAAUUCAAAGUAUUGAAGAUUUGGUUAAUACCGAUGAUUUUGAGAAGGUGGAGCCCCACGCUUUUGUUCAUUUCGCUUCCCCUGAAUCAGUACGCUAUAUUUUGGAUGUUGCGGGGGGAAAUGAUCUUACUUUGUUCGGGAAAGUGCUCAAGGUUACAUUAGGUCCUAUGAAUCCCUUUCGUAUUAAUCAGAUGAGGAGAACGACUACUCCAUUUAAGCUGACAGAUGUUCGUGUUGAUAUUGGGACUCUUGUUAGUCGGGAUGAGAUGAUUGUUGGCUGGAAAGGACCUUCUGCUGGGGUAGAUUUCCUUGUCGAUCCUUUUGAUGCAACCUGCAGGCUCAGCUUCACAAAAAAGACAGUUUUCGCAUUCAAAGACGAAAGAAAGAAUGCUGUUAUUAACUGUGAUUUCAAAGUUGAAUUUUUGGCCAGGGAGAUUAAUGAGAUUAAACGAUAUACAGAUCGUUCAGGACUGAUUAUCUUUUUUCAGCUUUCUUCUUCUCCCUUGCUCUUCUACCGUACUGCUGAUGAUGAUAUCUUUGAGUCUGUUCCAUUUAGCUUGUUGGAUGAUGAUGAUCCUUGGAUAAGGACUACAGAUUUCACGCCCAGUGGGAUUUUUGGUAGGUGUAAUUCAUACCGGAUUUCAGUUCCACCCCGUAAUGGUCCGAAGUUAGAGAGAGCUAUUAAUUAUCUUAUAGAACGACGGGUCCCAGUUGAGCAUCCGAGACUGCCACUUAGGGUCAGGGAUGAACCUAGUUUUGGUGUGCAGAUAUCCGAUCCUUUUUUCUGUGUCCAGCAUGAAGAAGGUGUGCCAUUUGAUGUAACCUUUAUGCUGAAUGCUACCGUGCAUAAAGGAAUCAUAAAUCAGCACCAGUUAACGGGGAAAUUAUUUGAUUUGCUUAGAACUCAAUCAGCAGAGGUCAACUUGGCUGCUUUAAGGCAUAUCUGUUCUUACAAGCGUCCUGUAUUUGAUGCUUGUAGAAGACUGAAACUAGUCCAUGAUUGGUUGCUAAAAAAUCCUAGGCUGUUGAGGGACUCUACAAAAUUGUCCGAAAUUGUAGAAGUUAGGAGGUUGAUCAUAACCCCAACUAAGGCCUAUUGUCUUCCACCUGAUGUCGAACUUUCCAAUCGAGUUCUUAGGCAUUACAAAGAUGUAUCUGAUCGCUUUCUAAGAGUAACCUUCAUGGAUGAAGGAAUGAGAAUGUUGAAUGCUAAUGUCCUUUCCUACUAUGCUCCACCUAUUGUGAAGAUGAUUACAUCGAAUACAUAUCCUCAAAGGACAUUAAUUUUCAAGAGGGUUAACAUAUUGUUAAAGAACGGAUUUUACCUGUGUGGGAGGAUGUACACCUUCUUAGCAUUUUCUUCUAACCAGUUGAGGGAUCGUUCUGCUUGGUUCUUUGCCGAAGACAAGAGGGACAAGAGGCUGACAGUGAAUAGCAUAAGGAACUGGAUGGGAAAGUUCACCAACAGGAAUGUUGCCAAGUGUGCAGCAAGAAUGGGACAAUGUUUCUCUUCCACCUACGCGACUGUUGAAAUUUCAUCAGAUCAAGUUGACUCAGAGCUUCCAGAUAUCGAGAGGAAUGGCUAUGUUUUCUCUGAUGGAAUUGGCAUCAUAUCACCAGAUCUUGCCAUUGAGGUUGCAGAAAAACUGCAACUAAAAGACAAUCCACCUUGUGCAUAUCAGAUCCGGUUUGGAGGUUGCAAAGGUGUUGUGGCAUGCUGGCCGCCAAAGGAUGACAAGAUCAAAAUUUAUCUUCGUCCAAGUAUGAAUAAGUUUCAAUCGAGGCACACAGUUGUUGAAGUCUGUUCAUGGACAAGAUUCCAACCAGGGUUUCUGAACCGACAAAUAGUGACCUUGCUUUCAGCACUUGAGGUUCCUGAUGAAGUGUUUUGGAGAAUGCAGGAAACAAUGAUUGCGAAACUCAAUCAGAUGCUGGUGAAUACCGAUGUGGCUUUUGAUGUCCUAACAGCUUCAUGUGCCGAGCAAGGUAAUACAGCAGCCAUAAUGUUAAGUGCUGGUUUUAAGCCACAAACUGAGCCUCAUCUACGGGGCAUGUUGUCUUGCAUUAGGGCAGCACAGCUUGGGGACCUCAGAGAAAAGGCCAGAAUAUUUGUUCAGUUGGGUAGAUGGCUGAUGGGCUGUCUAGAUGAAGCUGGUGUACUUGAACAAGGUCAAUGCUUUGUACAGGUGUCAAACCCUUCCCUGGAAAACUGCUUCUCUAAACACGGUUCAAGGUUUUCAGAAGUGAAAAAGAAUUUACAGAUUAUUAAGGGCUUGGUCAUUGUUGCCAAAAAUCCUUGUCUUCAUCCAGGAGAUAUAAGGAUUCUUGAGGCUGUAGAUUGCCCAGAUUUGCAUCAUCUUUUUGACUGUCUCAUCUUUCCUCAAAAGGGGGAGAGACCACAUACAAAUGAAGCGUCAGGCAGCGAUUUGGACGGGGAUCUAUACUUUGUUUCUUGGGAUGAGAAUCUUAUCCCGCCUAGUAAGCGAAGCUGGAUACCUAUGGAGUAUACACCUGCUGUGGUAAGGGAAUUGCCUCGUCCGGUGAACCAUCUGGACAUAAUAGAAUUCUUCACAAGGAACAUGGUUAAUGAGAACUUAGGAACAAUUUGCAAUGCCCAUGUAGUUCAUGCUGACCUUACUCCAUAUGGAGCAUUAGAUGAAAAUUGUCUCACAUUAGCAGAACUCGCUGCAUUGGCUGUGGAUUUUCCAAAAACAGGCAAGGUGGUAACCAUGCCUAACGAACUGAAACCCAAAAUGUACCCCGAUUUCAUGGGAAAGCCUGAGAAUCAAUCAUACAAGUCUGACAAGAUCCUUGGAAGAAUGUACAGGAGAAUUUUGGAUGCUUAUGAUGAAGACAGUUUCCUAUCUCCUGAAUUAAACAUCAGCCCUAAGGAUAUAACUUAUGAUACAGAUCUGGAGGUUCCAGGUUCAGAGGAAUUCACAAAUGAGGCAUGGGGUCUCAAGUGCUCGUAUGUAGGACAGCUUUGUGGCCUGCUAGAACAGUAUAAAGUCAGCAAUGAAGAGGAGAUUGUAACCGGACAUGUAUGGUCCAUGCCCAGAUCCAGCAGUAAGAAGCAAGGAGAGCUCAAGGAAAAGCUCAAGCAUGCUUACAGUUGUCUAAAGAGAGAGUUUAGGCAACAUUUUGAUAAACUUGGUGCUGAUUUUGAGCACCUAGGUGAUGAGGAGAAGAACUCAGUUUAUGAGAAGAAGGCUUCAGCGUGGUAUCAAGUGACUUAUCAUUCUGAAUGGGUGAAAAAGUCAAUGGAGUUGCUAGGCCCUGAUGACGAAGAACAGGUGAAUGUUAUUCUAAGUUUUGCUUGGGUCCCUGCUGAUUACCUCGCUCGUAUCAAGGUGAGGAAUGGAAGAGAAAAGGGAACUUUGGUUGCGUCGGAGAAGCCAAUCAAUUCUUUGGCGAAUUACCUCGCAAAGUGCAUGCAGAUGUCCUGAAUUCUCAUGUCUGUUGAUGUACAUUGGCUGCACGGCCACUCUGCCAUUAGUGUAAGUUACUCAUUGACGUUCACUGCAAUUCCUGAUGUUUUUGUAGCUUGUCCUGUUGACGUACUCUAUGUUGUAGCUUCCAUGUUCGAUCUUUUGGUACUGUUUAGGGUCUUUUUAAGAUAGAUUUGUCUUGUGCUCUUUGUUAAUGGUAAUUUCUGUAUAACUUCUGUAGCUCAGAAGUUUGCUGCAACUGUGAUUGGUUAUAACUAAAUGUUCAGACUGUUUCUCUCCUAAAACAGAAAUCAUGUACUGCAGGAAAUCAUGUUAUAUUGAGAAGUGGACAUAAUUUCCUGUUCUUGAAACAGGUAUCA